Messenger RNA from Gossypium raimondii (Peruvian cotton), 1498 nucleotides. RefSeq names its product S-type anion channel SLAH1. Gene Ontology annotation, cellular component: membrane. Gene Ontology annotation, biological process: intracellular monoatomic ion homeostasis; transmembrane transport. The record is from RefSeq and is a predicted model, not a curated record. The transcript is spliced from 2 exons. Bases 45 to 1166 code for a protein of 373 amino acids. Gene Ontology annotation, molecular function: voltage-gated monoatomic anion channel activity. Lineage: Eukaryota; Viridiplantae; Streptophyta; Magnoliopsida; Malvales; Malvaceae.
GAGCCAUAGCGUGAACCAGAUUUCGGCUCAAAUUCAUCGAGUUCAUGAUCCGAUCAAUGGCCAGCCAAAGAUCCCAACCCGAGGUCAACACACCUCAGAGCAGUAGGUUUACCGACAGGAUUAAGCGUUCAUUAAGCUCCAUCUUAACCAAAUUUCAUGCAGGUUAUUUUAGGAUAAGCCUUUCUCUAGGCGGCCAGGCUUUAUUAUGGAAGACUCUGAUCGGACCAACUCAUGACAAAAGCACUCUAAGGCAUUUGGUCCACAAGUUCCACCCCACUGCUUUUCUUGUAUUGUGGUCUUUCGCUCUCUUUAUCCUAAUUUUGCUUUCUCUUCUUUACAUCUUGAGAUGCUUGUUUUACUUUAAGAUGGUCAAAGCAGAGUUCUUGCACCAUGUAGGGGUUAACUACCUUUUCGCUCCAUGGAUUUCCUGGCUCCUUUUACUCCAAUCAGCUCCAUUUGCCACACCAAAGACAACCUCCUAUUACGUACUCUGGUGGUUCUUUGCGGUCCCCGUUGUGGCACUCGAUGUGAAAAUUUAUGGGCAAUGGUUUACCAAAGGGAAGAAGUUUCUGUCAACGGUGGCAAAUCCAACGAGCCAAAUAUCAGUUAUCGGGAAUCUGGUGGGAGCACUAGCUGCAGCAAGUAUGGGGUGGAAAGAAAGCGCCGUUUGCUUGUUUUCACUGGGAAUGGUGCAUUAUUUAGUGCUUUUGGUGACUCUCUACCAGCGGUUUUCAGGCAGUGAUCGGAUUCCAGCGAUGCUUAGGCCGGUUUUCUUCUUGUUCUUUGCUGCACCGAGCGUGGCAAGCUUGGCUUGGGAAUCCAUAACUGGUGCUUUUGAUAUCGCAUCCAAGAUGCUUUUCUUUCUAUCCCUUUUCCUCUUCAUCUCUCUGGUUUGCCGGCCAGCUCUUUUCAGGAGAUCGAUGAGGAGAUUCAAUGUUGCCUGGUGGGCUUACUCAUUUCCCUUGACCAUACUGGCGCUAGCUUCAACCGAAUAUGCAGAAGAAGUAAAAGGCAGCAUCGCACACCUCCUUAUGCUUCUUCUUUUAGCUCUCUCCGUUUUAGUCUCGCUUGGUCUCACUAUAUUCACGCUGCUAAACACUAGAAUGCUAUUACCCGACAACGAUCCAAUUUCCACUCUCCACCAUUUACCAACAGUUUCUCCAUAAUCUAAAAAGCCCCGGAUCGAAGAAGCAGCAGAAGUCACCUGCAAUUAAUAUUAUAUACUCGGUCUCGUUUACUAGUUGUUUAGGCUAUAAAAUUUGCAGUUUGUUUGUAGCUAUUGUAAGCAUGAUCAUCUGUAAACACUCCCAUUUCUUUGUAAGAAUAAAAUAUUAGACAUCCAAAAAUGAUAGCCUGGUGAUCUACGUUAAUCGAGAUUUAAAUAUGGAGGAAAAGAAAAUGUGCCGAUUCCCUUCAGGUUUGGAAGCUUAUGAUGUGUAUACUUAAAAUAAGAUUUUACCUAAUUCGAUGAUAUCUUCAUAUAAUACUGCCGUUGAAA